AUGUCGGAUGUGUCGAGCUCCUUCUCAGCUUGGGAGACCCUGCCGCAGGACGAACCUCCGCUGUGCAUCGCAGUUCGACGCCCAGUGUCACCUCCACGCCACUAUGAGGCGCACUCCAACGCUCGAGGCCGACGCUAUACAGACGCACUAGGUCGGUCCCUAUUCUCUAUUAUAUUGUCGCUGAAACACGACAACCCUGGCACCUGUUUACAUAAUGUGAGGCCCGACAUAAGCUAUACACGUACGUUUACUAUUGACUGCGACACUUCUGGAAACUCAUGUAGAGGUUUGCUUGCUGUUUCAGUUGAGGCUAAAUCAAUUUAUGUUGCCUACCGAGACAGCGAUUCACAAAAACAGCUCGGUGCUGAAAUUCUGAACGGUUUCGGUGCACAACUUGGCGCCUGGGAAAAGUUUGAGGACCCCGAAAUUGGAGUGAUCUCCUACUUCCAUCAAGCUUUCUACAGAACAUUUGUUGGAAGCGGAAUGAAGGACCACCUAUUAGAGCUAACGAAACGAUAUGCUAACCACCGAAUUUGGGUCACGGGUUAUUCUCUUGGCGGCUCGCUGGCAUCCAUGACAGCACUGUACAUGGCAAAAAAAGAGCUGGUCGACAAGAAACUGGUCAGAGGUGUUUAUGACUACUUGAUAACACCAAGCAAUCGGACAGCCGUAAGGGUGACAUCAGAUGUCCAGGAGCAGAUCGAUGCGAUCAACCUAGCGCAACGCAUCGCGAAUUCUAACGGUUACAUUGGUAAUGUAGCACGUAGGCCAGAUCUUGGUGCGCAGCAAGAAUAUGCCACACGGGUUGAGUCGAAUAAGAUCAAUUUCUGCCUGCCCUUCAUAACCGACGACCUGAGUAAAGCUAUACGGGCUAGUCUGGUGAAAUGCGGUCUCGAGGACCAACAGCCAGGGUGUUCUAUCCGUGGUGCCCCUAGUACCACUUAUGAUAGAGCCUAUUCAAAUACACGUGGAUUAUUUGAAGCGAGACCUCUUCCAGAAAUCAUGUAUGUUUCUAUGAGGGUGUACAGAGCUGGACAUACAGGUGUUUUACCCCAGACCAUGUUUAGACGGCGAUAUUGUUGA
This is a messenger RNA of Necator americanus (New World hookworm), 1083 nucleotides long. RefSeq lists its product as uncharacterized. The transcript has 9 exons. Gene Ontology annotation, biological process: lipid metabolic process. The record is from RefSeq and is a predicted model, not a curated record. The coding region runs from base 1 to 1083 and encodes 360 amino acids. NCBI's taxonomy places the organism in Eukaryota, Metazoa, Nematoda, Chromadorea, Rhabditida, Ancylostomatidae.